AUGCCCCUAAAGGUGUUGCAAUCCAUCUUUAAGGUGGGGUUGCUUCACCGUAAGGAUGUAGAGGGGAGGAGUCUCAUCCCUUCCGAUCCUUCAAUGAAAUUUUACACGCCUCUCCCUCUUUCUCAAGGCGCUGCAUACCCGACGCCUGUCUACACCUGCCAAGACCCCAUCCCGUGUCUAGAUCUGCAGCUUAUGUUCGGCCGUUGGGGUGAUGAAAUGGUACCGUGCAGCCCUCGCAAAACUAACCGCUCGCAGCGCAAUAUUCGUGAUAUUGAGAUUGGAAUGGCUGCCACUAGGAUGGACGAGGAUACUGCUUGGUUGGAACUAGCAACUGUUGUUUUGGUUGUCGUCUCCAGCAGUUGCCAGUGUGGUUCAGCUCUCGAUUCUGGACACCCCGACGACAUAGCCAGUGGACAAUGUCCGGGGACGGAGCCAACGGACAGUCGCCUGGAUUGUCUUACCAAAGCAUACGCUCCAUUGCUAAAAUUCGACUCCUUCGAGUCCUUCUUCCCUUCCGCAGUCGAUGAUUUUCUUCCUUCCGUGAAACUAGUAGGUUACCGGGACGCCAAACAUUAUAACGGCAUGCCCGAGUCCGAUGUCAAAUACAAAGACUCACCGCAACGAAUUGCACAACGACAUUCCUUCCUGCUUGGGCGGGCACCUACCGCGCAGGGCACUGUUCCGAUCUAUACCACCAUCGUCCGCAAGAGUCCUAUCCUCUUCGAUUUCGUAUACUUUGCAUUCUACCCUUUCAACCAAGGCAAACUAAUCAGAAACUUCACUGUGUGGGGGAAUCAUGUGGGCGACUGGGAGUAUGUCACCUUACGCAUCAGAUUCGAAAACCCAGGUCCCAAACUUAUUGCAGCGUACACGAGCCAGCACUCUUCCGGCGACUGUCUGACCCCCAGCAAUCUUAUAUUUGUGUCGAAUACCGCACACCCCAUCUUGUACGUAGCUCGAGGUUCUCACGGCACCUACAACAAGCCAGGUAGGACUGUCUACCGAAGGAUUAUUUUGAUUGGAGAUUUAGCAGACGACCACGACGGUGGGAAUGCUGAGCAAUGGGAGACAUGGAAUAAUGUGGUCGUUCGAGUGGAAGGUCAACCCCUAACCAGAGAAUAUACAUGGUGGGGAUUCAAUGGGAGGUGGGGCAACAAGCAGGGACCAACAUCUGUUUUUGAUCAGUUUAUUCUACAAAAUGGAUCAGCUUAUCCAGCAAUUAGUGCCGUCACGUUCCAAUUGGACAGUUCUGCAUUGGAAGACUGACCUCACUCUACGUGAUCCAAUCUGCUCAUCGAUCAAGCCGCUGCACACAACAUGCUCUCUCACUAGUUAAUUUCUUUGCAACAAGUGCGCCUAUGAACGCCUUUACUGCUUGUUUACCUCUGUUUGUGAAUUGCCAGUGUUCACAAAAAGGGUCUGUCUGAAUUCUGCAAUUGAAUGCUUACGGAUGCAGUUUGAUAUGAUCACGGGUUUCAUACUGAAUCAAAAACAGGAAUACAAACUUUGACUUGAAUCUAAAAAAUUAGCAUCUUAUUCUGUUUGCUUGAAUAGUUAAUUGAAACAAUGUUGAAAUCA
Molecule: messenger RNA, 1578 nt
Organism: Physcomitrium patens
Lineage: Eukaryota; Viridiplantae; Streptophyta; Bryopsida; Funariales; Funariaceae
Source: RefSeq, a predicted model, not a curated record